This is a messenger RNA of Rotaria sordida, 1278 nucleotides long. The record is from the annotation of a GenBank genome assembly. Lineage: Eukaryota; Metazoa; Rotifera; Eurotatoria; Philodinida; Philodinidae.
AUGCGUUUGCAUCCAAUUCUUUUAAUAAAAACAUUGAUACUUCUAAUUUUAUUUAUUGCCAUUUUUGAUAAAAUCUAUUUACAAACUUGGCAUUCGAAAAUUAAAAUUAUUCUGAUAGAACGAAAACUUUCAACAGUAUUAACAUCAAAUGAUGAAUUCAAUCAAAUAUCAUACACUUUAGAACCAUUUACAGCAAAGUUACCACAUUUUUCUGAUGAUGAAGCACGUAAUUGGUUUUUGAAUUCAACGUACUAUAAACUGUAUUCAAAACAAUGUCCAAAUAAUGCAUGUGAAACAAAUGGAUUUCUUUUUAAUGGUUUACAAGAACAUCGUCAAGUUCAUAUUGCUUUUAUCAAAAAUGGUCUCUAUUUAAAUGAUAAAUGUGGUUAUAGAUAUAGCGAAGACGCUAUGCGACGUACAUUUAAAUCAAGUAAUCAACCAUCUGUUAUUUAUGAUAAAGCUAUUAUAUAUACUGUAGCACAUGGAUGGCGUUUUCAACAUUUUCUUGAUGGAAUUGGACCAAAAUUAUCUCAUUCAAAAAUCUAUUUAGAUAAAUAUCCUGAUGCAAAAGUUGUUAUUGAACGCGGUCCUUGGAUUGAUCGAUCAGUGGAACAAAUUUGGGCAUUAAUGGGUGUUAAUGAAUCGAAUCGACUUAUUCAUUAUAAACAUGGCACAAAAUUAGGUGCUCAUCUUCUUAUAAAUCCUUGUCGAACACCAGCUACCCAUCCAAUUCUUUGGCAUGAUGCUCGUCGUUUAUAUUGGUCUCUUGCUAAUUUACCACGAUCUGAUCCAUUAUUAUCAAGAAAUAAACUCAUUUAUGUUCGACGUACAAGAAUAAAUGCUAAAAUCUCAGGUCGCCAUAUUUUAAAUGAAAAAUUAUUAAUAAAUAUAGUUCGUGAAUAUGCAUUAAAACAUUCAUUAGAAUUUAUUCAAUAUGAUCAUUUAAAAGAGAAUCGUAUUGAAAAAGAAAUUGAACUAUUUUAUCAAGCACGUAUUAUCAUAGGUGUCCAUGGUGGUGCACUAUCAAAUAUAAAUUAUGCUCAAUCACAAACAACAAUUAUUGAAAUAAUGCCUUAUCGUGCUGAACAAAAUACGGCACCAGUUGUUUGUAUUUUUUCAAAGCCAGAUGAAGUAAAACCAUGUGUUGGUUAUAUUUAUUAUGUACAAGCUCAAUUACUCAAUCACACCUAUUGGAUUUUACCCACUGAAGUUGAUGAUGAAAAAAAUCUUCAUGUUAAUUUAACUCGUGUUAAACGAUUAUUUGAUUCAUUGGUUUAA